This is a messenger RNA of Myodes glareolus (Bank vole), 4284 nucleotides long. It is a transcript of the gene Mms22l, whose product is annotated as MMS22 like, DNA repair protein. The record is from RefSeq and is a predicted model, not a curated record. Gene Ontology annotation, biological process: replication fork processing; double-strand break repair via homologous recombination. Gene Ontology annotation, cellular component: nuclear replication fork. Lineage: Eukaryota; Metazoa; Chordata; Mammalia; Rodentia; Cricetidae.
CCGUGGCGGGAAUUUCGCCUGCUUCCGGUUUGGUCCGGGAAAGUUCCCGGUUCUGGAUUCCGGUCUGCGGGUCUCCGGGACGGGAGCGUUCGCUGGGCCCGGGAUCUUUCCGGCAGGGUGGCUCCCUCUGAACGCCGGACUGGAGCGUAGGGAGACGGCGGGUCUGCAGCGCCCGGAAACCCGGCUGAGGUGCGUGAGGGCCUCAGCCCCCACCUGUAGCCGGCAGGGAUCGAGGACCGCGUUGGCAGCCUUGGUGGCUCUCACGUCUGGGGCCGGGACCCAGGAAGACGCCCGGAUGCUUGUGGACCUUUUCCCUUCUCAGGGCAUGAUGUAAAUAAUGGAUGGCGGUUCUGGCGUGUCGACUUUCCUGACGGACAGCUUAGAGCUAAAGCUGGGGACAGAAUGGUGCAAACCCCCUUGCUUUUCUUGUGCUUUUGACAACAGAGAAGGCAGAGGUUUUUCCGGAGAAUCCUAUCUUGCCGGCGGCUCCCUGAAGCGGUUAAUUUUAAAUCUUGAUCCAUUACCAACUAAUUUUGAAGAGGAUACAGUAGAACUAUUUGGCUUCCAAUGGGUUACCGAAACAGCAUUAACAAAUUCAUGUCGAGAGCUCUUUCAUUUAUUCAGGCAGCAGCUAUUCAACUUGGAAUCCUUAGCGCAAGUCAGCUGUGAUUUUGGGAAGAUAGCCACCUUACACGCCAAAGCAGACAGUAUUAGGCAGCAAUGUGUAACGUUUCUCCACUACAUUAAAGUUUUCAUCUUCAGGUGCCUGAAAGUACAAGAUGCUAAGAACCAGAAUACCUCUCUCCAUCCCUAUGAGGCUUUGGAAGCUCAGCUUCCUUCAGUGUUGGUUGAUGAACUUCGUGGAUUACUUCUGUAUAUUGGACAUCUAGCUGAACUUCCCAGUGUUACUCUAGGAGCAUUUGUAAAUCAAAACCAGAUUAAGCUCUUCCCGCCAUCGUGGCAUUUAUUGCAUCUCUACUUGGAUACCCACUGGCUGGUGCUGGAAAUACUUCACAUGCUGGGUGAAAAAUUGAAACAAGUUGUCUAUGGUUGUCAGUUUAUAAGUCAGACUGGUGAAAGUUUAACCAAUGUCAGCCUAUUUGAAGAACAUUGUGAAAAUCUUUUCUGCGACUUACUAAAUCUGGCACUCAACAGAUAUGACAAGGUUAGAUCUUCUGAAGCAUUAAUGAUUAAUCACUGCUCAUGCUCCUGUGUUAAGGAAUUAUGGGUUCUACUUAUUCAUCUUCUAGACCACAGAAGUAAAUGGUCAGUUUCAGAAUCAUUUUGGAAUUGGCUGAAUAAACUUCUUAAAACAUUUUUUGAAAAAUCAAGUGACCAAAGAAGACCUGCUUCUCUAACCCAGGCUAAGGAUCCAUUAGGCUUUAGUUGGUGGAUUAGUGUUCAUGUAGCAUCACUGUACCAGAUUGAUCGCCAUGGUCUAUCAGAUGAAAUGAGACAGAUGGAGCCAAAUUGGGGCUUUAUAGAAGAACUUUUGAAACAGUCCGUCACUGUUCAGGAUAGUAUACUAGAAGAACAGUUACGAAUGUAUCUUCACUGUUGUUUGACACUUUGUGAUUUCUGGGAGCCAAAUACUUCAAUUGUGACCAUUCUGUGGGAAUAUUAUAGUAAGAACUUGAAUAGCUCCUUCAGUAUUUCUUGGCUUCCUUUGAAAGGCCUUACUAAUAUCAUCAAGUCACCCUUGUCACUGCUUACCAUGGUGAAGACCUGCUGUUGUGAUAAACAAGACCCUGACUUGUACAAAUCAAGCAGCAGUUACACCAUUUUCCUUUGCAUUUUGGCAAAAGUCAUUAAGAAAGCAAUGAAGAACAGUGGCCCUCAUCCUUGGAAACAAGUUAAAGGAAGAAUAUAUUCUAAGUUUCAUCAAAAAAGGAUGGAAGAACUAACUGAAGUUGGCCUCCAGAACUUUUUCUGUCUUUUUCUACUGUUAGCAGCUGUUGCAGAGAUAGAAGAUGUAGCAAGCCAUGUUUUAGACCUCCUUCGUUUCCUCAAGCCUGCCUCCACGUCCUCUCAUAGAGCCAUUGUUUGGAAGGGUCAGAUGGCAUUCCUCCUGAUGUAUGCACAGAAAAAUCUGGACAUUGGCGUUUGGGCUGAGAAACUGUCAUGUGAGUUCCAAGAGAAAGCAAAGGAAUUCUUGGUUUCUAAGAAUGAUGAAAUGAUUCAGAGACAUACACUAUGGACACUUCUUUCCAUCUAUAUUGAUGGUGUUCAAGAAGUAUUUGAGACCAGCUGUUGCUUAUAUCCUUCUCAUGAGCAUCUUCUCAAUGAUGGAUUUAUCAUGUUACUGCGAGCCUGUCGAGAAUCUGAACUUAGAACAGUGCUGAGCUUUCUACAAGCUGUUCUGGCCAGAAUCAGGAGUGCUCAUCAACAAUUGUGUCAGGAAUUUCAAAGGGAGAAUGUGGACCUAAUUGCUCAGUCUUCAUUAUCGGCUAAAGAGCGCCACCUUGCUGCGGUCGCCAGUGCACUGUGGAGGCAUUUCUUUUCAUUUCUGAAGAGUCAGAGAAUGGCGCACUCUGUGCCUCUCUCCCAACUUGCAGAUGCCGCUGCAGAUUUUACUUUGCUCGCAGUGGACAUGCCAAACACAGCACCAUCAGAUCUUCAGCCUCAGCCCGUUAUAUCAAUAAUUCAGCUUUUUGGUUGGGAUGAUAUCAUCUGGCCUCAAGUUGUAGCAAGAUAUUUAAGUCAUUUGCUACAAAAUAGCACAGUGUGUGAAGCACUUUCUCAGUCAAGCUGCAUGUCCUUUCAGUCCUUGACUAUAAGAUCGUGGAUCCGUUGUGUUUUGCAAAUGCACGUAAGACACCUCUCUGAACCUGAUUUGCUAAUUGAUAUGAACUCUGAACAGGCAGUGGAAAAGGAGUACAUGGAACAGCUGGCUGAAAUGACAAGGUUACUAUUUAAACUCUCAGAAGUAAAGAAUAUCUUCUCACAGGCUCAAAUUGACCAUUUGCCCAGCCCAGAAGACCCCAAACAAGCACUUAUUCAGUUCCUGGAGGCUGUUGGUAAGACUUACGGGAGUCUCCAGACAUUUUCUGAUAAAUCUGCCAUGGUCACAAAGUCCUUAGAAUACCUUGGUGAAGUAUUAAAAUACAUAAAGCCUUAUUUGGGAAAAAAAAUUUCCUGUGCAGGGUUGCAGCUGACUUAUGGAAUUAUGGGAAUUCUUGUUAAGUCAUGGGCACAAAUCUUUGCCACCUCAAAAGCACAGAAGCUACUAUUUCGGAUCAUAGAUUGUUUACUGCUGCCGCACACGGUAUUACAACAGGAAAAGGAGCUGCCUGCUCCAAUGCUGACUGCAAUUCAGAAUAGUCUUCCUCUGUAUCUCCAGGGCAUAUGUAUUGUGUGCUGUCAAUCUCAAAAUCAAAAUGCCUACUUGAAUCAGUUGCUAAGGAAUGUCAUUGAGCAGUAUAUUGGGCGCUUUCUCCCCACCUCACCGAGUGUUUCAGAUCUUGGACAGCAUCCUGUUCUUUUGGCACUGAGAAGCCCAGUCUCUCUUCCAAUAAUGACACCCCUAAGGAAGCACAUUGUCCAUGCCAUAAGGAAAUCCUAUCUUGAGUUCAAAGGGUCCUCACCCCCUCCUCGAUUAGCAUCUGUAUUGGCCUUCACCCUCCAGCUCUUCAAGGGAACCAGCAGGGGUGUUUGUGAUCUUGAACUACUCCUUCCUGGCAUCUUAAAAUGUCUGGUGUUGGUCAAUGAACCCCAAGUUAAAAAGCUGGCCACAGAGAACCUGCAAUGCAUGAUAAAAACCUGCCAAGUGGGGUCAGAAGGAGAACCUGCCACCCAGCUGACUUCUCUGUUUAGGCAGUUCAUCCAGGACUAUGGUGUGCAGUACAGUUACCAGGUGUACAGCAUCCUGGAGGUGGUGGCAGCACUGAGUGGGCACAUUGUCGUCCACUUGGUUCCUACCCUCACUCAGUCUCUGAAAGAUUCAGAGCUGAAAUGGGGCUAUGGCAGGAACAUUGCACAAAGGGAAGCAUAUAGCAAACUUUUAUCUCACCUAGGACAGGUGGGCCAGGAGGAGAAACAGAGACUGGGAAGUGACAAAACCUGAUGCUGCUGCGCCAGCUUCCUGCCUGCGUCGUCUCUAAAGCUGCUAUGUGGCACCCCAGCAGGGAUUUAAUUAAUUCUAUGAUGUUGUAUCACAAAUAAUUUCCUUUUUCUCCUGCAUGUAUAAUGUAUAUAAAUAAGGAAUGAAGGCUUAUUAGUAAUUGUGUAAUAGGAUCCUGGAACGUGAAGAGAUUUUUAACUAAAUUAAAGACUUUUCAAACAGAA